Molecule: messenger RNA, 186 nt
Organism: Penicillium taxi
Lineage: Eukaryota; Fungi; Ascomycota; Eurotiomycetes; Eurotiales; Aspergillaceae
Exons: 1
Coding region: 1-186 (61 amino acids)
Source: RefSeq, a predicted model, not a curated record
AUGACGGCGGAGAACACUAUACGAAGUAGAGCGAAUCAGCUUGUUAGUGAACUUCCCGUUGCCUCGGAGCUUGCGCAAGAACGUCGGCGAUCAUCUCACGUCUCUAUCCGUCCAGAUGACGGUGAAAGGAGUGCGUUCGUGUCCAUGGCCAAUGCAGUUCUGGAUGGAUCCCAGUAUUCGGUAUAG